Gossypium raimondii (Peruvian cotton) is the source of this 915-nucleotide messenger RNA. RefSeq names its product pre-mRNA cleavage factor Im 25 kDa subunit 2. The transcript is spliced from 7 exons. NCBI's taxonomy places the organism in Eukaryota, Viridiplantae, Streptophyta, Magnoliopsida, Malvales, Malvaceae. Gene Ontology annotation, molecular function: mRNA binding. Gene Ontology annotation, cellular component: mRNA cleavage factor complex. Bases 86 to 688 code for a protein of 200 amino acids. The record is from RefSeq and is a predicted model, not a curated record.
UUAACCUUUUCACACCCUUCCCUCUCCCUACCCACAAUCGAAUUUGCCGCCGGGGAAACAAACGGUUCGACUCGGAGAGGGAGAGAUGGUAAUGUCACCUGUGGUUAACACGUACCCUUUGUCCAGCUACACCUUUGGUACCAAAGAGCCGAAGAUGGAGAAGGACACGUCCGUCGCCGAUCGCCUUGCUCGCAUGAAAGUCAAUUACAUGAAAGAGGGCAUGAGAACUAGCGUUGAAGCAAUUUUAUUGGUCCAAGAACAUAAUCAUCCUCACAUUCUUCUUCUGCAAAUUGGGAACACAUUCUGCAAACUUCCUGGUGGACGACUGAAGCCUGGAGAGAAUGAGAUUGAGGGUUUGAAAAGGAAGCUGACCAGCAAGCUUGGCGCUAAUUCACCUGCUCUUGUGCCAGACUGGCAGAUUGGUGAGUGUGUGGCCAUCUGGUGGAGGCCCAACUUUGAGACCAUAAUGUAUCCAUAUUGUCCUCCCCACAUCACAAAACCUAAGGAAUGCAAGAAGCUUUUCCUUGUCCAUUUGUCUGAGAAAGAGUACUUUGCAGUACCAAAAAAUUUGAAACUUCUUGCUGUACCAUUGUUUGAGCUUUAUGACAAUGUUCAGAGAUACGGACCCGUAAUAUCAACCAUUCCGCAGCAGCUCUCUAGAUUCCAGUUCAACAUGAUUACUACAUAACUGUGGCGUGGAUGUGAAGAGUGAACCUUAUCCUUACCUCCCGAGAAAACUUGGAAGGCUGUAGGGUGAUGGUAUUGAAUGAGAGAUUUUUUGUGUUACUUGGGGGAUACCAAAGUUGACUUGUACGUGACACUUACUUAAACCUUAUUCCUAAUAUCUAGUUAGCUCAUGUAGGUCUUUCAUUAACAGUGCAUUUACAAAUAUAAAAUAACAUUAUAUUUUUUUUA